Molecule: messenger RNA, 2988 nt
Organism: Cephus cinctus (wheat stem sawfly)
Lineage: Eukaryota; Metazoa; Arthropoda; Insecta; Hymenoptera; Cephidae
Gene: Fbxl4
Product: F-box/LRR-repeat protein 4
Exons: 7
Coding region: 486-2522 (678 amino acids)
Biological process (GO): SCF-dependent proteasomal ubiquitin-dependent protein catabolic process
Cellular component (GO): SCF ubiquitin ligase complex
Molecular function (GO): protein binding
Source: RefSeq, a predicted model, not a curated record
GGUUGGACCGCCUCGGUAAUUGGUCACCGGAGCGCUCCUCUCUCUUUCUCUGUUUCAGAUCGUCAUAGGAUACUCACGCUAGAUGCCCCAUAGAAACGCUCUAUUCUGUAUUAAUCUUGUAGCCGCUUGUAAGGGACCAGGAUCCUAACUAGUGCCAACCAUACGUAAAGAAAGAAGAAAAAUAAGAUCUCUGAUGACAACCAUCGAUGACAACAGUCUGCUUGAAUGUGGCAGACAGUUCGACAAGUGUUUGAUGACAUUUGUAAAUUUGUCAACAAAUACCUUUUUUGACUUGUAAUAACGAAUGAAAAUAUCGAAAAAUUAAACCUAAAUCAUAAAAGCUUAUUGACAAAAAACAAUGCUCAACUCAAAUCAUUUGAUCUAACUAUAGAUAUAAGUUUUUAAUGGAUAAUUGUGGUUACUCACAUAAUUUUAGGCAACUGUCAAAUUAAAUUGAAUUUUUAGAGUUCUUAUUAUUUAAUGAUAUGGUGUCUUUCGACGAGGUAAAAGUGGAGCUUGUAUCCGUGAACACGGAAAAGAAUUUGACAAACAAGGAAUCAGUUGCUUUUGUUGAACAGUUUGUCAAAGAAGUUUCAGACUUCAGUUCACAGUAUGGUAGCGACAACAGUAUUUCAUAUACAGCCUAUAAUAUUGCUGGGAAUCCAAGUAAAUUUCCAGAUUAUGGAGAUUAUCCACAAGCAUUUGUUAUGAGAACAUAUGGAUGCUGGUGGGAUGUAGCACCAUCUAGGCCCAUUGACUAUAUGCCACAGAAUAAUGGACCUGUGAUCAGUCAAGAUUAUAUAGAUGUUGAAUACUACAGAGAAGUCUAUCCAGUUAGAGUAUCUAUUUAUGAAACUUAUAAUCCUGGAAGUGUAGUUGCUAUAUGGGCCAGAGAUAAUAAUAGACGAUGGCACCAAUUAUGGAGCGGACCACCACAAAUAGUUUCUCGUAAACCAAGAAUAUUUUCUCCUCCAUUGCAGCUGUGUCAUUUUAAAACAAAAAUGAUACGAGUUGAAUUUAAUCAUAGUUUAUUAGACUAUUAUACUGAAGUAGAUGCAAUUCUGCUUAUUGGAACUUCUGAACUAAUUUUACCACAUAUUGGAUUCCAAAAUCGAAAUCUGAGUGCAUUACUGCAAGAGCUUGGCGAUACAACACACAAUAAUGAAGAUCAAUACAACCUCACGCCUGAUUAUUUAAAGAUUAAUCAAGAUUUGAAAAAGCUGAAGAAUACACUUGGCAAACAUUGUGUACUGUACAAAAGCAAAGUAAUGGAUAAAGUUCCUAUAGGAAAACUAGUAUCUAAGCUAGGAAUGCACUGUCAUUGUAUCCCACCAAUUGAUGAGGCAUUUAAUAGCUUGCAGCAUUUUCUACAGGAAGAUUUUCCUAAAUUAAUACAUGACAUUAAUCUUUCUGCAGCAUCUUCUUCUCUAACGGAUACAUCACCAUCUACGAGCAAUUCUAUAGAUAAUACAUGCGGCAGUUUUUCGAGUUUACCGGACGAAACUCUAUUGAAGAUCUUGAAAAACUUGGAUUUACAGUCUCUUUGUCGUUGUUGCAAAGUCAAUAGGCGUUUCAAUAAUAUUGCACGAGACGCUCUCCUUUACACAAGUUUAAAUCUAAAGCCAUAUUGGUAUUGCUUGGAUAUAGUUGCAUUAAACUAUUUAGCUCCACGCUGUCAAUAUUUACAGAAACUUGAUCUCUCUUGGUGUGGAAAUUAUGAUGCAAUAACGUCCUACGAUAUUAUAGAAUUCUUAAAUUCCUGUGGCAGUCAAUUGACUCAUUUAAGACUGAAUUCCUGUCAGUUCGUGAAUGAUUCGGUAAUCGAAAAGGUUGCAGCGGUUUGCAAUGACCUCAAAGAGUUAUGCUUACGCAACUGUAUAGCUAUCACCAAUCAUGGAUUUCGGCAGCUGACAAAACUUAAAUUUCUUGAACGUCUGGAACUGUACAGAACGACUAUUGAGACGUCUUCCUUGUGCGCGAUAUUAAAGCAGAAUCCACAAAUGCAUCAUCUUAAUUUAGCAGGCUGCAAUCAUAUUCCAAAUAUGGACGAAGUAGCAAUAGCAAUAGCAAACUCAUGUCCUCAUUUGGAAAGUAUUGAUUUCUGGAAAGCACACAGUCUCUCACCUAACGGGGUUCGCGCGCUUACUCGCUGCGUUCAAUUACGAGAAGUGGAUUUUGGUUGGUGUUUAGGAAUGGGAGCUCCUGGAGAUUCUCUUCGAGCUUUACUAAGCUCCUGUCGUUCCUUGGAAAAAGUCUUUCUGGCUGCAUUACGCGGUUUAACAGAUCGGGAUUUGGAGCCUCUACUGUCGUGUCAAAAACUACAACAAUUGGACUUAUUAGGAGCACGCUCAUUAACACCGGAUAUAUGUUUACGUUUUUUGUUGUGCUGCCCACAAUUACGUAUGAUCGAUCUCAGUUUUUGUGAGGCUAUUAGCGACAUUAAAGUUCAAGAGUGGCGUCAAUUAUAUCCUCAUGUAUCAAUUAAGCGAAGUUUUCAGACCAGUGGAUUCAAUUUUAUAUAAUCGUAUUUGAGAAAAUUAUGAGUAUGUUGCAUACGCCUUAGGAUUAGGAUUAAUUUCUGUAAGUCUCACAGAAAACAUAAAGGCCGACAAAAGUUCUAAUAAUAGAAUAACGAUAACUUUUUCAUUCGAAUGUUAAGAGAUGUAAGUUAUACUUUGUAAUGGCAUCUCGUUUAUGUUACUUUUACCUGUGAUCAAGCUACAAUAUUAAUUCUACUAUAUGAUGCCAUUCUUUCUUAUGGUUUUACAAUGUAAGAUGAUUCUGUGAAUGCGGAAUUAAUAUCGCAGUUCAAUUAUAGUAUUCAUUACAGCACAAGUUCAUUCUAUUGUAAUAAGAUUUUAGGUAAUAUUGGUUUUAUAAACGUGGUGCGAAUAUGAGCAUAUAUUUCAUAUCGAUUGACUGAUGUAGCUCUUUUAACACUGAGUAUAUUACAAACCUUAAAUAUAGCUAUUUAUGGAGGAUAUUUAA